Molecule: messenger RNA, 1391 nt
Organism: Coregonus clupeaformis (lake whitefish)
Lineage: Eukaryota; Metazoa; Chordata; Actinopteri; Salmoniformes; Salmonidae
Gene: degs2
Product: delta(4)-desaturase, sphingolipid 2
Exons: 3
Coding region: 109-1077 (322 amino acids)
Biological process (GO): ceramide biosynthetic process; sphinganine metabolic process
Cellular component (GO): membrane
Molecular function (GO): sphingolipid delta-4 desaturase activity
Source: RefSeq, a predicted model, not a curated record
GGUCACACACCUUUCACCUUUACCUUUGAUAGGGUGUGUUUUUAAAGACGUGUGUGUAGGUGAGGCACACAUAGCCGCUGCGCUCCCGCGGGCUUGAAGAGCAUCGAAAUGGGAAAGACAGGUGAACGGGGAGACUUUGAAUGGGUCUACAAUGAUCAGCCUCAUACUUCACGAAGAAAAGAAAUAUUAGCAAAGUACCCAGAGAUUAAGUCCCUGAUGGGGCCUGACCCACAGUUGAAGUGGGUGGUGACGGGGAUGGUCCUCACCCAGCUUCUGGCCUGCUAUAUGGUCCAUAGCCUCUCCUGGAAGUGGGUGUUCUUCUGGUCGUACGGCUUCGGCGGCUGCAUCAACCACUCGCUGACCCUCGCCAUCCACGACAUCUCGCAUAACGUGGCCUUCGGCAACAAGCUGGCACGCCUCAACCGCUGGUUCGCCAUGUGGGCCAACCUCCCCAUCGGACUGCCCUAUUCGGCCUCGUUCAAGAAGUACCACAUCGACCACCACCGUUACCUGGGUGGCGACGGCCUAGAUGUGGACAUCCCCACGGACGUUGAGGGCUGGUUCUUCUGCACACCCCUGCGUAAGGUCCUGUGGCUCUUUCUCCAGCCAUUGUUCUACGCACUGCGCCCCCUAGUGGUGAACCCCAAGCCGGUCUCUAGACUAGAGAUUAUUAACGCUGCCGUUCAAUUUGCAGUGAACUUCCUGAUAUUCUACCUGUGGGGGCUGAAGCCCAUCGUUUACCUCAUAGCCGGGUCCAUUCUAUGCAUGGGCCUACACCCCAUCUCUGGACACUUCAUAGCGGAGCACUACAUGUUCCUGAAGGGACACGAGACGUACUCCUACUAUGGCCCACUGAACUGGAUCACCUUCAACGUGGGCUACCACAUGGAGCACCAUGACUUCCCCAGUAUACCUGGCAGUAAGCUGCCUCAGGUGAAGAUGAUAGCAGCAGAGUACUACGACUCCCUACCACAGCACACUUCCUGGACCCGGGUGUUGUGGGACUUUGUCUUUGAUGACAGCAUCGGUCCCUACACCAGGAUCAAGCGGGAAUAUAAGCUGGUCAAGCAGGAGUAGGUGCCACAACAAAACACUUUCCCCCAAUAUUCAGUGCUACCGAUUGUCAUAGUGAAACAUCGUUUUUUUGCCUCGUUUUAAUCAUGUGAUUUACUUGACAAUAGCAUAUGUGGGCAGGCGAAAGGCACAAUGUCGAUCCUAAAGUUUUCCAUACCGUGAGUGUGCAGAACAGUGCAGAGAUUGAAACAUUGAAACUUACCUUGCAGUAUGAGGAGCUGUUUUUUUCAGUGAAGCUCUGUUUGAUGCUCACCACACAAAAGUUAGUUUUUUUUAAAUCAAGAAGAUAAAUAUAUAAUAUUGCUAACAAUGUUCCU